AUGUAUAUCGUUCUUAGUAAACAUAUUGGAAAAAACGUCCAGGUUUAUAUGAAUGAUAUAAUAAUGGCGACAGAAACUAUUGAUCAGCAUUAUGAAAUAUUAAACGAUGUACUUUUAACUUUAGUUAGAUUUUGUUUGCAAAUAUCUCAAAGUAAAUCAGUUUUUCUACAAAGAUCUAUCAUAUUUUUAGGGUAUAAAAUUUUUGAUGGAAAAAUAUUUAUUGUAGAUGUCACAUACUCAACAAAUACACAUGAAACUGUUUGUGAUUUGUUUCAUACUAAACAUAAAAACAAUUAA
Molecule: messenger RNA, 297 nt
Organism: Hepatospora eriocheir
Lineage: Eukaryota; Fungi; Microsporidia; Hepatosporidae
Source: the annotation of a GenBank genome assembly